AUGACUGAUGCAUUUGAUCAGGCGUUAGAGAAUCCAGAGACUGCAUCUCAAAUACACUUGCCCACCAAUGACGUUGAUUUAGGCGAUCUCGGUAGUGAUGAAAGCUCCUCAUCAUCAUAUGAAAGUGAAGAUAGUGAUGAGGAGGAAGAAGAAGUGGCAGAGUACGGAGACGCAGAAGAAGAAGAAGAAGGUGGCGGUGGCGAUGUCAUUAAAUCAAAGCACGAAGUGACCGAGGAACAAGUGCCUGAUUUACCCGAUGAUUAUGAAAUACCGGAAAGCGCUACGAUCUCACCGAUCGGUAAAAUAAAAAGUGCAUUUGAUAACAAUAUUAUCAUUGAAGCAGUAGUUUCCGGGGAGAAAAGGGUUCUAAAGGAAGGCUCCAUCCUCUGCCUUGAGGACAAGAGUCUAAUUGGUAUUCUUUGUGAAGUUUUUGGACCACUACAGAAACCAUUCUAUAGGGUUGCACUGCCCGUUUCCAAGAAGGAAAGAUUCGAUCAACUAAAGGAACAACUUGGCUCAAACGUAUGCAUCGUUGUUCCCGAAGCUCACUGGGUUGAUACUUUUGAACUGAAAAAACUAAAAGGUACGGAUGCAUCCAAUGGCUACGAUGAAGAAUUACCAGAGGAAGAACAAGAAUUCUCUGAUGAUGAGAAGGAAGCCAUCUCUAAAAAGAUGAAGAAAGAACAGAAUAAGAAGAAAAAAGAAAAUGGAAAACCAAAACAACCCAGGUCUGGAGGUGUGGAUAAAAUUCCAAAUAAUUUACAAUCAAUGAAAGUUCCGCAGGCGAUGACAUCUGUUUCUUAUAGAUCAAGAAAUUCUCGACAGGCACCACAGCAAAGUCCACCUGCAGCAUAUGAACAACCUCAUCAUCAAUAUCAACCACCUCGACCAAGACCACAAGCAAUACCACAACCGCAGUUACCACCACAGACGCAACAACCAAUUUAUCAACCUCCACCCACUCCAUACAAUUAUGGUGUGCCCUACGUGCAGCAGUCGCCAUCGUUUCAACAGCCGCCAUCGUUUCAACAGCCGCCAUCGUUUCAGCCGUUCGUAUCACCGUACCCCCAGCCUCAGCCGUUGUAUCAGGCUCCAAUGUACUACCCGCCUCAACCUCAGCCACAAUUCCCAAUGCCAGGACCGGCACCAGGACCAGGACCAGCUCCAGCACCAGUGCAACAAAACAUGCAACAGGUAUUACAACUGCAUCAACUGUUAGUUCAACAACAACAACAGCAACAACAACAGCAACAAGGGCAAAAUCAGCAUUUCAAUUACGACGACUAA
This is a messenger RNA of Zygosaccharomyces rouxii, 1287 nucleotides long. RefSeq names its product RNA-binding snoRNP assembly protein (gene NAF1). Gene Ontology annotation, molecular function: RNA binding. The record is from RefSeq and is a predicted model, not a curated record. Lineage: Eukaryota; Fungi; Ascomycota; Saccharomycetes; Saccharomycetales; Saccharomycetaceae. The coding region runs from base 1 to 1287 and encodes 428 amino acids. Gene Ontology annotation, biological process: ribosome biogenesis; box H/ACA snoRNP assembly; pseudouridine synthesis. The transcript has a single exon. Gene Ontology annotation, cellular component: sno(s)RNA-containing ribonucleoprotein complex.